This is a messenger RNA of Aspergillus caelatus, 1799 nucleotides long. RefSeq names its product cytochrome P450. The record is from RefSeq and is a predicted model, not a curated record. Gene Ontology annotation, molecular function: oxidoreductase activity, acting on paired donors, with incorporation or reduction of molecular oxygen; heme binding; iron ion binding. The transcript is spliced from 7 exons. Lineage: Eukaryota; Fungi; Ascomycota; Eurotiomycetes; Eurotiales; Aspergillaceae. The coding region runs from base 80 to 1687 and encodes 535 amino acids.
CAGAGCGUGGGAACAACACAUACAGUAGUAGGAAUACGCGUUUACCAAACACACUUCGUCUGACCCAUUUAUUGUCCGAAUGGAUACGUUGCGGGCUUCGGCAAUCGCUAGCGGCGUGGCCACGCACCUUCUCCUUUAUCGAUUUGGCGAAUGGGAUGUUAAAGCGCCUAGUAUUGUGAGAACAUAUAUCCUACUUAGCGCAACCCUCUUCUAUGCGGAACGAGCAGCUUUACUGGACAGGUUCACGAGUCACGCGCCUCCAAAAUGGGCAAUUACAGUCACUGUAUAUCACAUCCUUGGGGUCUACGCUAGUUUGCUCUUUUAUCGCGCUUUUUGGCAUCGUCUUCGUGGAUAUCCUGGGCCAUUCCUCGCCAGGCUUUCAAAUUUCUACGUCACUUCACUCUCUGCUAAGAGUCUGCAUCUCUACGAGGAGGUUCAAAAGCUACAUCAACAAUAUGGCGACUAUGUUCGACUAGGCCCCACGGAGCUCUCGAUAGCCGAUCCUAGAGCAGUAAAAGCACUUUAUAGUGGCCAGGCGAAAGUGAGCAAAGGACCAUGGUAUACCGUUUUGGAGCCUCGGGUAUCUCUCCAGAUGUCGAGAGACAAAAAGGAACACUCCCGCCGAAGGAAGGUGUGGGAUCAAGGCUUUAGUUCCAAAGCACUGCGCGAUUAUGAGCCUCGUGUUUCUCAUUACGCCGAGCAGCUUCUCGAAGCCGUCCGGAAGAAUCUUGGCAAGCCAAUGGAUAUGUCGAAGUGGUUUAAUUACUACAGCUUCGAUGUCAUGGGCGAUCUGUCGUUUGGGAAAUCCUUUAACAUGUUGGUUGGCGGGAAAGAUACAUACUUUUCGACGCAGUUACAUGCAGAUAUGAAGAGUAUUGGUCUGUUUAGUCACCUGACAUGGCUAUUUCCAUUUUUCAAAAGAAUCCCUAUCCUCAAUUCAGACUAUCUCAAAUUUUGGAAUUGGGUUGGAGACAGAGUGGAGGAAAGAAUCAUGAAUAACCCAGACCGUCCAGAUGUGUUUUCAUGGAUCCUUGAUGCUUAUCAAAAUGGCCCAAAGACAAAGCAGGAUCACCUCGACCUACACGGUGAUGCUUACCUAAUUAUUGUUGCAGGAAGUGAUACUACUGCUGCCACCUUGACGAAUCUGUUCUUCCAUCUUGCCGCGGACCACACAUGGCAAACAAAGCUCCAGGAAGAACUAGACGCUUUGUCUGACUUGGCCCAGGAGAAGCUGACAGGUGUCAAAUUACUGGACGCACUUAUCAAUGAAACUCUGAGAUUACAUCCUGCUGUACCAUCUGGCACCCAACGAAUGACGCCUCCAGAGGGUCUCCAGAUGGGUGAUAAGUUUAUUCCUGGUGACGUGAUGGUUUGCAUUCCGACACACACAUUGUUCCGAGACGAACGAGCCUUUGUCCAGCCUGACGAGUUCCUUCCUGAGAGGUGGAUGACGCAGCCGGAGCUAGUAAAAGACGCAUCCGUCUUCAUUCCGUUCAAUGCAGGCCCCUAUUCCUGCGUUGGGAAGCAACUUGCCAUGAUGGAGCUCCGUCGUGUGACUGCCGAGAUUCUUACUAGAUAUCAUGUCGAAUUUGCUGAAGGUCAAACCACUGAAGAUUUCCUGGAUGGUAAGAGAGAUACAUUUACUCUGGUUACUGCCCCUCUGAAGCUGGUAUUCCGUGAGAGGUGAUAGAGCAAUUUUCCCCGGCAAGCGUGAGAGAAAUUUGGGUAGUAUUGGUGGACAAGAAAGGCAUUUCUUUACAGUGGGGCUACUGCAUUUUCGUAAAAGUAAUAAAUAUCUC